AUGCCUCCAAGAAGAAAUGAGAAAUACAGACUUCCUGUUCCACUUCCAGAAGGCACCAUUCUGGAUGAUAUGGAAGGAAAACAAUGGGUGCUGGGCAAGAUGAUUGGCUCUGGAGGAUUUGGAUUGAUAUAUUUAGGUUUCAUAUGUUACGCAGUACCCUCUACUAUCUGAAUGUUAGAACCCGGAUCCUGGGAACAUUAGCAAGUGCACAGCACUGAGGAAGGACUUUGAAGAAAUAUGUAGCUAUUUUGAGGAAGAGGCUCAUACUUCAGAAAAUAUAACAGAGCUGUGUGUUCCCAAUGUUGUCAUUGUUCCAUCAAAAGUGGUACUUGUAAAUGUAGGAUCAGCUCUUUAAUGAGAUGCCAUCAGCAAUCACUUUGUUCAGCUUUCCCCACAAAUAAACCAGAUAAAGAUGCAAGACAUGUAAUAAAAGUGGAAUAUCAGGAAAAUGGCCCAUUAUUUUCAGAACUUAAAUUUUAUCAAAGAGCUGCAAAAAAAGACUAUAUCAAAAACUGGAUAGAACUCAAACAACUUGAUUAUUUAGGAAUUCCUAUGUUUUAUGGAUCCGGUAUUACUGAAUUCAAGGGAAGAAGUUACAGAUUUAUGGUAAUGGAAAGACUAGGAAUAGAUUUACAGAAGAUCUCAGACCAGAAUGGUACUUUUAAAAAGUCAACUGUCCUGCAGCUAGGUAUCCGAAUGUUGGAUGUUCUGGAAUAUAUACAUGAAAAUGAAUAUGUUCAUGGUGAUAUAAAAGCAGCAAAUCUACUAUUAGGUUAUAGAAAUCCAGAUCGGGUUUUAAAGCAAUUACAGAUAUCAUGUCAUCUUAUCUCUAAAUACUUAUGUAUGCAUUUUCAAAAAACGAGGACAAUUCACUGUAUUAUCACCAUGCUAUUACUUAACAAAAUUAACAUCAUUCCUUCAUGUCAGGUUUAUCUUGCAGAUUAUGGACUUUGCUACAGAUAUUGUCCCAAUGGGAACCACAAACAGUAUCAAGAAAAUCCUAGAAAAGGCCAUAAUGGGACAAUAGAGUUUACCAGUGUGGAUGCCCACAAGGGAGUAGCCCUGUCCAGACGAAGUGACCUCGAAACCCUCGGCUACUGCCUGCUGCGGUGGUUAUGUGGGAGACUGCCCUGGGAGCGGAGCCUGCGGGACCCUGUGGCUGUUCAGACUGCUAAAACAAAUCUGUUGGAUGAGCUUCCUGAGUCAGUGCUUAAAUGGGCUCCUUCCGGAAGCAGUUGCUGUGAAAUAGCCCAGUAUUUGGUAUGUGCUCAUAAUUUAGCAUAUGAUGAAAAGCCAAACUAUCAAAUGCUCAAGAAAAUUCUGAACCCAGGUGGAACACCUUUAGGACCACUGGAAUUUUCCACUAAAGGAGACAGUGUGAAUGUGGAUACUCCAAACAAUCAAAAAGUUGUUUCUCAAAAGGCUGCAACAAAGCAAGUCAAUCAGAUGCAAAAUAGGUUAAUAGAAAAAAACAUCCGUGGUGAGAGAAGUGCUGAGUCCUGUUCAACCGGGAGAAAAGUGCAAACAGAGGAGCCGCUGACUAGAUUGCUUAACAGUGAAACAGCUCAGGAAAGCACAAAGAGAAGACAAAAGUACUGUGAGUCUCAAAUUCUGAAUGAAAGAAACAGUUCUCCACAAAAACCGAGCUCUAUACAGUUCCCAAAUUCACUUUACAAACCAUAUCAAGAUUUUAUCAGUCCGUAUAUACUCGACAAUUCAAGAUCUUCAUCUUGGUAUACAUAUACUUCUCCAACCGAAAUGGAGGUCAGAGACUCUACUCUCAGUGAAGAGACAGUUACUGACGUGUAUUAUUAUGGCUUUAUCGUUCUUUUUCUUUUGAUUCUAGUAGGUCUUACUUUAUACUUUCUCUGAAGAUAUCAAAUAAAAUCCUUUUGAUAAUUCUUAA
Acinonyx jubatus (cheetah) is the source of this 1906-nucleotide messenger RNA. It is a transcript of the gene VRK2, whose product is annotated as VRK serine/threonine kinase 2. Gene Ontology annotation, biological process: peptidyl-serine phosphorylation; signal transduction. The transcript is spliced from 14 exons. Lineage: Eukaryota; Metazoa; Chordata; Mammalia; Carnivora; Felidae. Gene Ontology annotation, molecular function: ATP binding; protein serine/threonine kinase activity. Gene Ontology annotation, cellular component: cytoplasm; nucleus. The record is from RefSeq and is a predicted model, not a curated record. Bases 355 to 1872 code for a protein of 505 amino acids.